AUGCACUUGCAGAUUGCGAGUUUGAUGACGAUUGUUCGCCAUAGUAAGGACCUCUGAACUAACAUUUUUUGUGCCAAAACUUGAAAAUUAAGUUAGACAUUACACUAGCACAUGAAAUAUCCCGUAAAAGUAAACAAUUUCAGUUGUGGUUCCUAUGAGCCGAGAUGUGUUGAUCUUGUCUGCGAAUGCCAUGUUUAUUACUACGGCCACCGCCACCACCACCAUGGUCGACGUCGUUCAGGGGGGUCAAAGAAGUCAAGGAAAAGCUCUAGAAGACACAGACAUGGACGUCGAGGGAGAGGUUCUCGAAGAAGAGGAAGACAGGGAUAAAGAUCGCUAUAGCGCGCUAUCUCUCGUAUUUUUGAAUUUUUAUUAUACUGUAUAUUAUGAUAAAUAA
Bursaphelenchus xylophilus (pine wood nematode) is the source of this 397-nucleotide messenger RNA. NCBI's taxonomy places the organism in Eukaryota, Metazoa, Nematoda, Chromadorea, Rhabditida, Aphelenchoididae. The record is from the annotation of a GenBank genome assembly.